This is a messenger RNA of Passer montanus (Eurasian tree sparrow), 3474 nucleotides long. It is a transcript of the gene LBR, whose product is annotated as lamin B receptor. NCBI's taxonomy places the organism in Eukaryota, Metazoa, Chordata, Aves, Passeriformes, Passeridae. The transcript has 13 exons. The coding region runs from base 780 to 2678 and encodes 632 amino acids. Gene Ontology annotation, cellular component: nuclear inner membrane. The record is from RefSeq and is a predicted model, not a curated record. Gene Ontology annotation, biological process: sterol biosynthetic process. Gene Ontology annotation, molecular function: oxidoreductase activity, acting on the CH-CH group of donors, NAD or NADP as acceptor.
GAAGGCAAUGACAUAAGGCAAAGCACUACACAAACAGUGCUGCAGGACUUUACACUUACAAACAACUUCCUCUAAGUUGUAGUUGUGGUUUUCCCCAGCACCUGGUGGGGUGAACCAAGGGUGGUAGUCACACCACAAUGUGUUAAUAGCAAAUAAAAACCUGAUGAUGCAGAUGGGGGAUAGAAUUUCGUUUUUCAGGUUGCUGUGUGAUUGCUCUGAUGCUGUGCUUUGUUUUCCCAUGGAGCCCUGGAAAAGGCAUUAUGGCCUUUUGUUAAAGAGGUGGAAAAAACAAAUAUUCAGACAGGAGCUUAAAUUCUGAUGCUUCCUAACUUUUGAGUGUUUGGCAUAAUAAAUUGAAGAAAGACUGUAAUGUGGCUAUAAGUGUUGGAGAGAUUGGAGAUGUUUAAUGUUUAGAAAUCAUCACUUCUGUAAUUUCUGUAGAACCACAGGAAACAAGGGUUAGAGGACACUUCAAUACCAUGUAAUUUGCAUUUCUCCCUAGAUAAGAUGAGCUUCAUGAUGUAAUUUUGGUCAAAGAUGUGCUUUGCCUGAUGAUGGAGAUAUCAUAGCUCAGUACUAGUCUAAUACAUCUGAAUAUUUUUCCAGAAUGUGCACCUCCAAUCUUCACUCUAUUUUAAGACUAUUUCUUCUGUCUGCUGUUGAUUUGGAAAAGAGAUCACUGCUGCUUUCUUGUCACACAGCCUUUCCCCUUUUUAAAGUGGAGACUCAUUGAAAGUGUCCCCUUUUCAUUACAUGACACAGAAGGAGAGGAGGGGGAGAUGAAGCCUGGUGUUCAGCUGCCAUGUGGACUGAGUGAUUUAUUUCCUAGGCACUCAGUUUGGAAAAUGCCCAGCCGGAAGUUUGCUGAUGGCGAGGUGGUGAUGGGCCGCUGGCCGGGGAGCGUCCUGUACUACGAGGUGCAAGUGACCAGCUACGAUGAUGCUGCUCAUCUUUAUACUGUCAAGUACAAAGAUGGAACUGAACUUGCACUGAAGGAAAGUGAUAUAAGGUCGCAGUCAUCAUUCAAGCACAGGAAGAGCCAGUCUUCUUCAAGUUCUCCCUCCAGAAGGAGCAGCAGCAGAUCUCGCUCUCGCUCCCGGUCUCCUGGCCGGCCAGCAAGGGGCAGGCGUCGCUCUGCUUCCCAGAGCAGGGAGCACAAGGAGGACAAGAAGAAAACCAUUCAGGAGACCAGCUUGGCUCUGCCGGAGAAACCGAGUGAGAAUAACACCAAAAGGUACAAUGGUGAACCUGAAAGUACAGAAAAAAAUGCCACAUCCUGCAUCAUCCUGGAGCAAAAGUUAAAACCAGACCUGGAGAUCAAGCGUGUGCUUGAGCAGUACAGCUUGCGUUCGAGGAAAGAUGACAAGAAAAAAGAAGAGAUCUAUUCAGAGAAAAAGACUUUUGUGGCUGUAAAACCAAUUGAGAAAGUAUCAACAAAAACAAAGGAGCUGGAGUUUGGGGGAAGAAUUGGGACCUUCAUGCUGAUGCUUCUCCUGCCUGCUACUGUACUCUAUUUGCUGUUGAUGUGCAAACAAGAUGAUCCAAGUCUUCUGAACUUCCCUCCUCUGCCAGCACUUGAGAGUCUUUGGGAUGGGAGGGUGUUUGGUGUCUGUCUUCUGUGGUUUUUCCUUCAGGCUGCAUUUUACUUGCUGCCAAUUGGAAAGGUUGUAGAAGGCCUGCCCCUUUCCAGUGGAAGGAGACUGCAGUACCGGAUAAAUGGGUUUUAUGCUUUUAUUUUGACUGCUGCAGCUGUUGGAGUUUUAUUAUACUUCCAGUUUGAGCUUCAUUACGUGUAUGAUCACAUCCUGCAGUUUGCAGUGUCGGCUGCAGCUUUUGCUUUGGCACUGAGCAUUUACCUGUACGCUCGAUCCCUGAAAGCGCCCGAGGAGGAGCUAGCACCAGGUGGAAAUUCUGGGUAUUUUAUUUAUGACUUCUUCACUGGACAUGAAUUAAACCCUCGUAUUGGCAGCUUUGACCUCAAAUACUUCUGUGAGUUGCGUCCAGGAUUAAUUGGCUGGGUUGUUAUAAACUUGGCAAUGCUCUUGGCUGAGAUGAAGAUCCACAAUCUCAGCGUGCCAUCCCUGUCCAUGAUCCUUGUGAACUGCUUCCAGCUUCUCUAUGUGGUGGAUGCUCUUUGGAAUGAGGAAGCCGUUUUGACUACAAUGGAUAUUACCCAUGAUGGAUUUGGAUUCAUGCUGGCGUUUGGAGAUCUGGUGUGGGUUCCAUUUGUCUACAGCCUGCAGGCCUUCUACUUGGUGGGUCAUCCCACCACAAUUACUUGGCCUGUUGCUGCUGCAAUUACUGUUCUGAACUGUAUUGGGUAUUACAUCUUCCGCAGUGCAAAUUCUCAGAAAAACAAUUUCCGACGGAAUCCAGCAGAUCCCAAACUGGCCAAUCUGAAAUUUAUACCCACUGCAACUGGAAAAGGGCUUCUUGUCACAGGUUGGUGGGGCUUUGUUCGUCACCCUAAUUACCUCGGUGACAUCAUCAUGGCUCUGGCAUGGUCCCUACCCUGUGGUUUUAAUCACAUUUUACCCUAUUUCUACGUGAUCUAUUUCAUCUGCCUGCUGGUCCAUCGGGAGGCUCGUGACGAGCACCACUGCAAGCAGAAGUACGGCUUGGCCUGGGAGCGGUACUGCCAGCGCGUCCCCUACCGCAUCUUCCCCUACAUCUACUAGAGCACUCCGGGGCCCCAGGGCACCUCACUGCUACACUUAGAUCCCUUGCAGAGAAAGAUACCUCUUACCUUUGCACUUGGUCAUUUGGUAUUUAGGCUUUGAAAGAAAACAAAACAAACAAAACCCGGCCAAACGUUGGAGUGCGUCAAAGGUGUUGCUUACAAGUAGACUUCAGGAUGUGAGUUAUGUGAACUGACUGUCUGUGACUUCAAUUUUUAAAAAAAAUUGUGAAUUUUCAAAACUCUUCGAGCCCUAAUUUUUCAAGCUAAAUUUUAUCUAGAAUUCUGAGUUUACAUUUUUUUAUUGCAUUUAAUUAAGCACUGUGAUGUAAAGUAUAUUAUUUUCUUAAUACAAUAAAUGCUGAAAUUCCAUCCAGUUCAUUUUUUGGUGUUACUCGUACCAUCUAACUUCAGAUGUCCAAUUUAGUUGCCUGAAUUGGAGGAGCAGCAGGCUCUUUUUGGUCAGUGGAGCUGGAAGCAGAGGAUGUGACCCAUGUGAGGGCCCUGCAGCCCCACAACCAGAGCUGGCACAGCUUGGCUACAUGGUUGUUCCUCCCCUGGCUUUUCAUUGAUGGCAUUUUUUUGGUCAGAGAGGCUCAGCUGGCCCCUCCUGCCCUGCACCUGCAGGAGGAUAAAGAGAUGGAAUUGGGACGAGGGGCACAGCUGUUCCUUUCUCCCACCCCAGGUUGUUGAGGCAGUUCCAGGAAUGCCCAGGGGCAGCUCUGAGCCUGGCAGAGCCCCUGGCCCUGGAGGUGGGAGCCACACUUGUGGCUCACACUCCUGGAGGGGGAUGAAAC